Messenger RNA from Haemonchus placei, 543 nucleotides. Lineage: Eukaryota; Metazoa; Nematoda; Chromadorea; Rhabditida; Trichostrongylidae. The record is from the annotation of a GenBank genome assembly.
AUGUUGUAACUCCAUGCAGGCCUGCUACCAUUUUGUUCAUGAUUUGCUGGAAAAUUCCAGGUGCUGUUUUGAUCCCAAACGGCAGACGAUUGUACGGGGUGAUAACACCCAUUUCUUGAAGUCUGUUGAAUUCGUUUUCGACGGAUUCUAGGGCAGCGUAGGCAACGGGCCGACUACAACGGAAUACGGGGCGAGUACUGGGUAGGAAUAUAAGGUCUGCUUUCUCUUUCGUACAGAGUCCAAGACCUUUUCUGAAUACGUCAGGAUACUUAUCCUUUAGCUCUUUUCCAUGUAGGAGCUUCGUUUUGUUUCAAUCUUAAGCUUAACUGUUUUCUUGUGAUACGCAACGUCGCAGAAUUUCUCUCUGUGGCCACUUGUCUUACACUUUUUGCAGAACCACAACUUCUUUUUACAUUCACUCAGCGUAGUGCUUCCCUUGAGUACCACCUGGAGAAUCCCAUCUCCAAGUCGGCAUCGAACACAAACUCAAUGCAGCCACUACGUUCGGCGUUGAAACUUCUUCAGUCCUGGCUCGGUCACUAG